This is a messenger RNA of Microthlaspi erraticum, 1068 nucleotides long. The record is from the annotation of a GenBank genome assembly. NCBI's taxonomy places the organism in Eukaryota, Viridiplantae, Streptophyta, Magnoliopsida, Brassicales, Brassicaceae.
AUGAUGAUGGGAACUAAACUUGUUACUUUACUUUUCAUCCUAAUUCUCACUCUAAUCUCCGUUCCCUUCUCAGCCGCAUUUCACGUCGGAGUAAACUACGGCACAGUGGCCAACAACCUCCCACCGCCUCACCAAGUCGCCAACUUCCUCAAAACAAAAACAAACAUCAACCACGUCAAAAUCUUCGACGCAAACCCCGAAAUCCUCGCCGCGUUUUCCGGCACCACCGGAAUCUCCCUCACCGUCACCGUCCCGAACUCCGACAUCCCUUCCCUCUCCAAACUUCCAAAAGCACGUUCAUGGCUCUCCAACAGCAUCCUCCCUUUCCUCCCGGAAACCUCAAUCCGUUACAUCGCCGUCGGAAACGAAGUCAUCGCCACAUCCAACAAAACCCUCAUCGGUCAUCUCCUUCCCGCCAUGGAGUCGCUUGCGUCAGCGUUACACCUCGCUAACGUCACGGGAAUCUCCGUCUCGACGCCUCACUCGCUCGGCAUCCUCUCUGGCUCCUCCGAGCCACCAAGCUCCGGGAAGUUCCGUGAAGGCUACGACAAAGCCAUCUUCGCACCGAUGCUUAACUUCCACAACCGCACGAAAUCUCCCUUCAUGGUUAACCCGUACCCGUAUUUCGGUUUCGGACCCGAAACGCUAAACUACGCACUGUUCAACUCAAUCGACGUCGUUGUGGUCGAUCCGGUUACAAAGCUGAAUUAUACCAACAUGUUCGACGCUCAGGUUGAUGCGGUUUACUCCGCGAUGAAACGACUCGGGUACGGUGACGUGGACAUUGUAGUGGCCGAGACCGGUUGGCCAUCAGCUGGUGAAACAAACCAAACCGGCGUCGGUUUAGAAUAUGCUGCUGCUUACAACGGAAACCUCGUAAAGCAUGUGAAUUCCGGUAAGGGCACUCCAUUGAUGCCAAACCGGGUUUUCGAGACUUACAUUUUCUCUUUAUUCAACGAGAAUCUCAAACCUUCGGUUUCUGAGCAAAAUUACGGUUUGUUUAAACCGGAUUUUACUCCGGUUUACGAUGUCGGUAUAAUGAAAACUGAUCAGGUACGCUUAUAUUAG